GAAUCAGAGGGCGGGCCUGCCGCGGAGGCCUCUGGGAAACGGAGUUCCCAGGUAGGCGAAGCCCAGAGGCCGUCGGGAAGUCCGCGGCGCCUGCGCGGACGCCACAGACUCAGGAUGCGCGCGCAGCGCUCUCCGCCCAGCGGAAGUUUUCGCGGGGCAACCGAGAAGGUCGCUGUCAAAAUGGAGUUUCCAGCCCAGUAAAUCCAAGGGCCAGACCGUGACUUCAUAAAGCAUGAUCUCCUUCUGUCCAGACUGUGGCAAAAGUAUCCAAGCGGCAUUCAAGUUCUGCCCCUACUGUGGAAAUUCUCUGCCCAUAGAGGACCAUGUGGGGUCCGAAACCUCUGUCAGUCCGCCAGUGUCAUCCUUCCAAGGCUCAAAGAGAGGGCUGAACUCCAGUUUUGAAACCUCUCCUAAGAAAGUGAAAUGGUCCAGCACCGUCACCUCUCCCCGAUUAUCCCUCUUCUCAGAUGGUGACAGUUCUGAGUCUGAAGAUACUCUGAGUUCCUCUGAGAGAUCCAAAGGCUCCGGGAGCAGACCCCCAACCCCCAAAAGCAGCCCUCAGAAGACCAGGAAGAGCCCUCAGAAGACCAGCUGCAGCCCUCAGAAGACCAAGCAGAGCCCUCAGAAGACCAGCUGCAGCCCUCAGAAGACCAGGCAGAGCCCUCAGACGCUGAAGCGGAGCCCUCAGACGCUGAAGCGGAGCCGGGUGACCACCUCACUUGAAGCGUUGCCCACAGGGACAGUGCUGACAGACAAGAGUGGGCGACAGUGGAAGCUGGAGUUCCUCCAGACCAGGGACGACCAGGGCAUUCUCUAUGAAGCUGCACCCACCUCCGCCCUCGCCUGUGACUCAGGACCCCAGAAGCAAAAGUUCUCGCUCAAACUGGAUGCCAAGAAUGGGCGCUUGUUCAAUGAGCAGAACUUCUUCCAGCGGGCCGCCAAGCCUCUGCAAGUCAACAAGUGGAAGAAGCUGUACUCCACCCCGCAACUGGCUGUCCCUACCUGCAUGGGUUUUGGUGUUCACCAGGACAAAUACAGAUUCUUGGUGUUACCCAGCCUGGGGAGGAGCCUUCAGUCGGUCCUGGAUGUCAGCCCAAAGCAUGUGCUGUCAGAGAGGUCUGUGCUGCAGGUGGCCUGCCGGCUGCUGGAUGCCCUGGAGUUCCUCCAUGAGAAUGAGUAUGUUCAUGGAAAUGUGACAGCUGAAAAUAUCUUUGUGGAUCCAGAGGACCGGAGUCAGGUGACCUUGGCAGGCUAUGGCUUCGCCUUCCGCUAUUGCCCGGGUGGCAAACACGUGGCCUAUGUGGAAGGCAGCAGGAGCCCUCACGAGGGGGACCUUGAGUUCAUUAGCAUGGACCUGCACAAGGGAUGCGGGCCAUCCCGCCGCAGCGACCUCCAGAGCCUGGGCUACUGCAUGCUGAAGUGGCUCUACGGGUUUCUGCCAUGGACAAACUGCCUUCCUAACACUGAGGACAUCAUGAAGCAAAAACAGAAGUUGCCUUGGCAUUCACUUGAAUCCGCCUCCGGGGGAACGCCUCCCUCCCUGUGUGUCAGCCACAGACAGCCUACUUGGCCCCACUGGCCCCCACAUCCCACUGAACUGUGCAGAUGCCACAGCGACCCCCUCUCAGGCACAGCGUGACCUCCAGGAACUCGAGCCUGCUUGCUUUGAACCCACCAGUUAAAAUCCCCUCAAAAUGUGUGGAUACCGCCCAUUGGCCCCUCACGCAACCAUGAGCUCCCUGACCUGUGUGUGUGCGUGUGUCUGUCUGUGGGUGUCUGUGUGUGUGCGUGGGAUGGGGGGGAGGUCCCCUUUGGGUGUGUCGUGUGCCCCCAGGACCUGUGAGUAAUAAAAUAUUUAUUUUCAUCUUGGAUCUUUCCUCAUCGUCGAAGGAAUCCUCUCCAUCUUAAGGAUCCCAGAUUAAAAUAGAGUUCAGUGCUAA
Piliocolobus tephrosceles (Ugandan red Colobus) is the source of this 1940-nucleotide messenger RNA. It is a transcript of the gene VRK3, whose product is annotated as VRK serine/threonine kinase 3. Gene Ontology annotation, biological process: protein phosphorylation. Bases 233 to 1639 code for a protein of 468 amino acids. The transcript is spliced from 14 exons. Lineage: Eukaryota; Metazoa; Chordata; Mammalia; Primates; Cercopithecidae. The record is from RefSeq and is a predicted model, not a curated record. Gene Ontology annotation, molecular function: protein kinase activity; ATP binding.